This is a messenger RNA of Parathielavia appendiculata, 2253 nucleotides long. RefSeq lists its product as uncharacterized. Lineage: Eukaryota; Fungi; Ascomycota; Sordariomycetes; Sordariales; Chaetomiaceae. Bases 1 to 2253 code for a protein of 750 amino acids. The transcript is spliced from 2 exons. Gene Ontology annotation, biological process: endoplasmic reticulum unfolded protein response. The record is from RefSeq and is a predicted model, not a curated record.
AUGGCGGACGAUCGAUCAAAUUCCGCCUCGACGGCUUCGCAAGGGGGCGCGCCGCUGGUGGUCAACCUCCAGAUCGUGUCGCCCACCGUCGGUGUUGGGAACCUCAGAUUUCCCGAUAUCCCGGCUACUACAACAUUGCAGCAGCUCAAGGAAAAGAUACGGAAUUCUCUGUCAUGGCGACCUGCCGAUGACCACCAACGCCUGAUACACCGGGGCCGGCUUCUGGCACGCGACACCGAUACGCUGCAAGAUGUGUUUGGCGAGGAAGCGAUUCGGGCAAACGAGCAACAAACGAUCCAUCUGGUGAUCAGGGACACCGGCGAUAUCCCUCCGCUCAGCAAUCCGGUGUCGAAUCCACAACCCCAUGCUCAUCAUCAUCCUCACCCUGCACUCCGCAAUGCUUCCAUGCCGCGUCCGGGCUCAGCGCCGCACGCCGCACCGCACGUCACCACACACCUCCAACACCACCGCCAGCAACAGGACAUGCUCCAGCGACUUGCUCAAUUGCACCAACGAGAGGCGAAUUAUCGCCAGCUAUUGGAAGAGGCACAGUAUCGCCAAUCAUUGGUCCAACAACAGAAUAACCGCGCCGCCAUGGCUCACCAGGCGCCUCAUGAGGGUGCAAACAACUCUCAGGGAAACGUGGUGGAACCUGCCGGAGGGAGGAAUAAUACUUUCGGCCGGGGUCCCUUGGGCCAGUCUCACCAAACCGUCACACAUGAAGGCACCGGGCCAGAUGGGCAGCGAUACAGUUUCAGGAUCACCAUGAACGAAGUCGUGGUACCUUCGAGCACCGUUCCCCGUCCUCCAGUAGGGCCGGGCCAGACCCCGGACCCUGUUGGGCAGAGGCCGCUUUCGGCAGCCGGUGUCCGCAACAUAAUGCACGGAACCGACGCGACUCGGGCCGCUCAGGCCAUGGCCAGCGCCAUGCAGCGGAAUGCGUCGGGCGUGCAUCCGGCCAACAUGGCGGCCGAGCUCGCGAAUUUCAACUUCAACAGUCCCGUCCAGCCAAUUCAACCGGGUGUUACAACCCCGAUAUUUCCGGGACUGUCCAGAAAUGCCAGCCGGGCGGCCACUCCCGACACCUCGGCCAGGUCUGUCAGUCAGGGCAGCAGCGUUGGGGCCAGAAGCCUGCAUGUACCGAGCCAAACGUCGGCAAACCAAGGCCAUCCUGAGGUCUAUAUCCUCUCGUCCCCUACUGGUCCCCGGGGCCUGCUCAUCAACAGCGCUUCCGAGAUGUAUACGACCCCUGUCCCCAGAGCCAUGCCUGUAAUGCCUAAUUUUUAUCGGCCCUUGACCCCAUCCUUGAUACCUGGUGAGACCCUGCGACCCGAGAUGCAGAUCCAGCAGGGACAAGCGCACAUAAUGAUUACCGGCCAAGGCCCAGCACCAGCUCAUACACAGCCGUAUCGACCUCACUCGCCCCUAGUCCAGCAACAACCGCUGCCUCAAGUGCCCAACAACGAGCAGCCUCCAGCCAUCCGCCGUCGACCGGUAGCUGCUCCAGCUGCCGUCGCUGCGCCGGCAGUGGUGCAACCGGCGGCACAGCUCAACCAUCCGGGAAACCCCGGCGUUGCACCGCUGAUCGCGGCAGUAUGGCCGCAUGUCUGGCUGAUCGUCCGACUGGCUCUGUUUGCCUGGUGGUUCUCGUACAGCGACCCGUCAUGGGAGCGCUGGCUAUCCCUGGUGGUGGCCUUCGUUGUGGUGUUUGCAAUCAACACGGGCAUUUUCAACGGAAUGGUUAACAAUGCUUUCCAUCCGGUAAGGGAACAGCUGGAGGGAAUGAUUCCGUUCGCGGACCCAGACCGCCAGCACCAGCAGCAGAACCAGCCGGCAGCAGGCGUCAACCAGAAUGGCGAGGCUGGGGCGAACCCGGACCCGGCGCAAGCCGCAGCUAGGUUGCUCGCUCAGCGGAGAAUCCAAAACGGCACCUGGCUUAGGGAUCAGAUGAGGCGGAUCGAAAGAGCAGGCAUUUUAUUCUUGGCGAGUUUUGCUCCCGGCGUGGCCGAGAGGCACAUUCAGCAGCUCGAGGAGCGAGAGCGGGCGGAGCGGAGGGCCGCCGAGGAGGCAAGGGCGGUGGCAGCAGCAGCCCUCUCGCAACAACAGGCCGAACAAGCGGUCGCCGAGAGCCAGGAAAGUCGCGAGACACAGCGCGAUGAGGUGUUGGAUGGGACUGCCGCGCCGCAGCAGCCCCAGGCGCCUGAGGGUCUACCGCAAGCCGGCUUUGGUCCCGGGGUAGGAGCAUUUGGCUGA